Musa acuminata AAA Group (dessert banana) is the source of this 2388-nucleotide messenger RNA. RefSeq lists its product as uncharacterized. The record is from RefSeq and is a predicted model, not a curated record. NCBI's taxonomy places the organism in Eukaryota, Viridiplantae, Streptophyta, Magnoliopsida, Zingiberales, Musaceae.
AUGCCGGGCUAUGCUUAUGUAACAAGGAGAGCUGUCGUCAUGCCGACGCGCAAAAGACGCAACUUCUCCGCGGGCGACAGGCAGACCGAGGCCACCCACCAUUUAAUACCAUUUGAAGCGUCUCAGCCAGUUGCUCGCCAUCGGCGCUCAUCAGCGAACACACAGACGAGCACAGGAAUAAAGGCAACAAAGGCAAAUUGCAUCAACAAAAUGUUACAGUGGAUGGGAGGCUCACGGAGGAAGGUGAAUACUUCCAGGAAGUCAAUGCAUAAUAAGCAAAAACAUUACUUUGAACAAAGGAAACGUCAACAGCAGACAACUGGACUGGAUAAUCAUAUUCAUGACAGUAGCAAGCGAGCACACUAUCCUGAGGAACCUCGAUCACUUGAUAUACUAAGCUUUCUAAACUUGGCAACAGUUGCUCAACAAGGUUACUCAAGUCACAAUUCUUGUUUUCAACAAGAGAUUUUGUUACCAGAUAAGUGUUCUGCAGCCAUCACUGAAAAUGCUUCAGCAACUCAAAGCCUUAGCAACAAAGUGGAAGGCUAUAAGACAUCGGCAUCUUCCUGUAAAUUUAGUCCCAUUUCUACUCAUUUGAAAUCAGAGGAAAAACAGGAGGAUAUCCAGGAUGAGGUCUCAGUCCUUGAUCUACUCAAUGAUGACAACAAAAAAAUUGACUGCAGAGGAAGAGUAGUUCCUGAAAGUCAUGUUGCCUUUUCAGUGGGAGGUCUUGGUAAUGUUGGGAUGGAAACUCCUGCUCACUCACCAAGAACACAAAUAAGGAGUUUCGUUUCACCUCUAAGGAUGUCAAAGCAAGUACAAAAUUCGGCAAAUCUUAGGUCCAUGUCUUAUGAUCUUGGGAUAGAACUGAGUGCAGCUAUGUGUGAUACUGAGAAGCCAAUACAUGGGCAUUCUGCUGGAGUAGCUUGCAAACAAAAGGGUACUUUUGAAAAGGAGAAUAGGACAAGUAUGAAGUUUAUUGACUCGUGUAUCUACUCAGAUGUGCUUGAUGAUCUAUCUGAUUGCUUUGGUAGUGGCAAUGAAAAUUUUCAAGAAUGUCGAAAUGAACUAUGGGAAUGUAAGUUCUUCCUUAAGUUAAAGAUUGGAUCCUUUAUGGACAGUCUGUUUGAUCUACCUUCUUGGUCUUUCUCACAAAAAGAAGACUUGCGGGACAUCAUAAGUUCAUCAAGCGAGGAGUCCUGCUCAUCUACUGCAGUGGGGAAAGGUAAAAGUUAUGACAUACUGUCACACUUAACACAAUUGAAAGAAAGCAAGAAAAUCCAUUCAGAUGAUCUGGAUAUAAGCUUAGUGAAUCUGAAAGGACGCAAGAAAAACCACAUGGAUGAGCUGGAUAUGAACAUAGACGUAUCAUCUCCAGUUCAGAGAAUUCCAGAUCCUGACUGCAUUUUCCCCUUCAAGGAGGACUUUCCUUCAGGUAAAUUGGCUUCUGAUUCUGUUUUCUGGUUCCAAAAGUUUGACAGGAAAGUAAAAUGUUAUCUGAUCACAACUUAUUGCUUGAAUCUAAUAUUUAAUCUGCUUGCUGCUCCAGUACUGAGUCCCAGGACAGACUUCACACGGGGAAGAUCUAAAUCAAACAUACCUGUUGACCAUGAAAGUUUUUAUGACUUCAACUUUGAGAACAAUAUAUCAGGAGAGCUAUCAGGUUUUGCCUUUCGGCCCCAGAAGCCUCACGCACAUACCCAGAUGUCAGAAGGUUGUUUACCAUAUUCAUUUUCUGCUGGGGACAGUCAACAUGACACUCAAUUGUCUGAUUCAAUGAGGCAAAGGAAUGCUAGCAAGACCAGUGGAGAAUCAGAAGGAAUUUCAAUAAAUCUAGAAAACAAGAUCCUUAGUGAAAAAUCUUUGUAUUCACUAAGCGAAAGAAAGAAUAACAAUGAGGCACCAAGUGAACGUCUAGAACUGAACAAGAGGAAAGCAUCAUCCUGCAGCUCCAAGGCCUAUGAUCCUCCUGAAGAAGCUGAGGUUCCAUGGAAAACCAAGGAAGUUUCUGAACUUCAGACUUACAUUAAUGACAAAGUUUCUCUGGAUCCUUCAGAUAUCAGAAACAAAGAGUCUCUUAAAGAAAAUUUGGGAUCCGAAGUGACAUUGUUGGAAGCAUUCCAGGUGGUCUCUGAUAUGUCUUACCAAGUUCUGCUAGAAAGAUAUGUUCUUCAACUUCUCUGUGUACAAAAGGUGCUUCUUGAAGCUUGACAAAGUAAUACUGGGAUGCAGUGAAGAAUAAUUUUCAUUCCCCAGAUCAAGUAAACUGACCCCUGUAUGAUAGGAUUGGAUAUAACCGAAAAAAAAUGUACUUUUUCUGUAAUUGAGGGCAAGGAUCUCUCUGAACAACAAGGAGCAGAGACAGCAGUGAAGUUUAAUAGUUUUACA